CAGGCGGGACAAAGCACUUGUUGAGAGGCUGCUGGCCGUGAAGGAGCCGUUGUCUCUGUCUCUGCACGGGACGGCAGCUUGAAGCGGAGCCACGACUUUCAAAAUCAGCCUCGAAUAGAGAGGUUUACUUUGAUAUUAACUUAGAAACAGGUCCUUUCUCUGACGGACACAUUAUUUUUUUCUCAACUGUUCCAAACUUUGAGAAGAAGGAAGGGAGUUUUGACAGGAAACAGGGACUGGCAUCGCUCCUUCAAGUUUUUUUUUAAUUCCCCUUCAACGAACUUCAGGUCAGGACAUUUUUGAACGAUGUUUGACAAGCAGCGCUACGACAGUCCACCUGUCUACAGUCCUCCUUUCACCUCGCCGUCCAACAAUGGCUUUGUCCCUCCAGGGAGCUUCCAUGCCCCCCAGAGCGAUUACAACCAGUACCCACCUCCACCAGGAUCUUACUACAUCGAGGAAAAACCGCAGCACUUCUACAAAUUACUAUCACCUCCGGGGAUUGUCAAGGCCAUGAUGGGUACAGUGAUCGUAUUGUGUGUGGCGAUAUUCGCCUGCGUGGCCUCCACUCUCAUGUGGGACAUGCAGUAUGGAAUGGGAAUGGGAUUGGGCUACGGCAGUGGAUAUGGCAGCUACGGUUCAGGAUAUGGUGGUGGCGGCUAUGGUGGUUAUGGAAGUUAUGGAGGCUAUGGCUACGGCAGCAGCUAUGGCUCCUACAUCUCACCUUACUCAGCCAAAACUGCCAUGAUUGCCAUGGCAGCCAUUAACUUUAUUGGGGCUCUGGCGUUCUUCAUCGCUGGGUUCUCUAAAUCCAACACGGUCCGUUGUAGGAAGUUCUUUCUGGCCCUCUUGAUUAGCAGCGUCAUCAUGGCUGUCCUGCAGGGCAUCAUAACCAUUGUCUACAUUGUUGGGGUGAACCCAAUGGCCCAGAGCACCUCCAGUAUGAUGUACAAUCCGAUGCUUAUGAUGUGUCAGAACCUCUACCAGACCAGCUACUCACAGAUGGGAGGAGUGGGAGGCUUCCCCAUUUACAACCAGUAUCUUUACCAUUACUGCUUUGUGGACCCACAGGAGGGAGUCGCCAUGGUGUGUGGAUUCCUGGUUGUCAUCGCCUUGUGUGUUGCCGCUUUCUUUGCCCAGAAAACAAGAGGGAAGAUCUGGCGUUAUGGGAAGCCAAACAUCUACUGGGAAGAGCCGCUUGUUGGUGGGAAAGCCUCAGAGGGCAGAGAUGUAGAGGAAUGGGUGAACAAUGUGGAGGAAAGCCGCAGUGUUCAGGACGCUCCGACCCUGCUGGUGUCAGAAAAGGGAGCUGGGCUGCUCAACGCCUCGGCCAACAGUGUCAUCUCCUACCCACCAGUUAAAGUGGACAGCAGCUCUUAUAAUGAGUACGACUGCGACAACAAUGAGUACUCUGAGAGGACCACCAGCAGACCAUCAGAAGUCUUCUCCCACGGUGGAGGAACGAGCUCCAGCCCCUCAGAGGAGACCGGUCGCAAGCCCUCCGCUAACAGGGGCAAGAGACGCAGACGCAAACCCGACUUUGAUGAGUCUCAGUACGAGACAGAGUACACCACAGGAGGAGAAACAGGCAAUGAACUUGACGGAGAGGAAUGGGAGAGUUCAUACCCAGAGAUAAGAUCCGAUGCUGUGCGCCAGGAGUAUAAGAGAGAGUUUGACGCCGACCUCAGAGAAUACAAGCGCCUGUGUGCUGAGAUGGACGACAUCAAUGAUCAGUUGAACAAACUCAGCCGGCAGCUGGACACACUGGAUGAGACAUCAGCCAAAUACCAGGCUGUGGCAGAUGAAUAUAACCAGCUGAAGGAUCUGAAGCAGACGUCAGACUACCAGUUGAAGAAGAAACAGUGUCGUAGGCUGAGACACAAACUGUUCCACAUCAAACGCAUGGUGAAGGACUACGACAAGAACCACUCAUAAAUCCACUGAGUCUCGACGUUCAGCUCUGUGGUCUCAACAGCAAACACUGACAGACGCAGGCCAAGAUACACUCCAAAACACGACAAGGACACUGUGACAUCCUGAGACCAAAGUACCUGGACACACACCCACACACACAUUUAUAGGGAACAUUCUGUGUGUUGAUCUUGUGUUUUCCCUCUUUUAUUCUGAUCAAAUAUAUGUAAGAAUAGGGGUGCAGGAGUUCAGCUGUAGACGCCACCACAGCUCACACUGCCAUUUUUUUUGUCUUUUUAAAGAUCCAGCUCAUUGUUUGCAGUGUUCGGCCACAUGUAACGAUCGGAGGGCGGGGUGGGAGAGAGGUUGUUUGAAAGUCAGCUGACCCUCAGUCACCUGUGAUAACACUGUGGCUGUGUUUGCUCUCCAGAUUGGCAACUUUUCUUUGUUUUAUGUCCGCAGAUAAGAGGUGCAGCAGUAUUGUAGAGAGCUUUGUAAUGGGUAAGACAGGCUGCUGGGAUUGUGUCGAGUAAAUAUGCAGUCUUUUUAACCCCUGGGACGGCAUUAUCUUUGUGUUUUUUCUCAUCUUCUUCAUCAGUGUUUGUGACUAAACUCUGCCGAAACUUUAUGUAUUUUUUUUGUCUAAACUUAAGAUUUUGAUACUAAUUAUCACAGACACAGUCAGACCAAAAAGGGGACAAACUGGCCAAUGAGAUAUGUGUGACAUUGUUGUAUAUAUACUUCCAAUGAAUCCCGUUCCCGAACAAAUUCACAGUGUCUGUCUCUUUGAUUCUGCAGAUAUCAUAGCAUCUGUGAUGACUGUAUCUGUUCUUUGUACAUACUAAAGACUCGUAGUGGCUUGUUUUGUUAAUCACUGGUCGUUCAAAAAUGUGCUUAAGCUAUGCAAAUAACUAAAAACAUCCAGACUAUUUUCGUAUUUUUUUAUCACGCGUGCUCCUCAACAAACUGGAAAACACUGUUUCUGUCACAAUAUAAGCUACUCUUAUCUUUUCAUUUGAUUCUCUACCAAUGAAAAUGAUCAUCUGCUGAU
Messenger RNA from Acanthopagrus latus (yellowfin seabream), 2962 nucleotides. Its product is annotated as occludin. NCBI's taxonomy places the organism in Eukaryota, Metazoa, Chordata, Actinopteri, Spariformes, Sparidae. Gene Ontology annotation, biological process: positive regulation of transcription elongation by RNA polymerase II; bicellular tight junction assembly; snRNA transcription by RNA polymerase II. Gene Ontology annotation, cellular component: bicellular tight junction; transcription elongation factor complex; membrane. The coding region runs from base 307 to 1935 and encodes 542 amino acids. The transcript has 9 exons. The record is from RefSeq and is a predicted model, not a curated record. Gene Ontology annotation, molecular function: cis-regulatory region sequence-specific DNA binding.